AACGAAGCUAUAAAGUUUCUUAUAAGUUUCAUCCCUCGACAAACCCUUUUUUUAAACAAACAUUUACUUUUAUUUCAUUAAUAUGGAGUUACAGUGUCAAAUUCAGAAUUACGACUGGGGUAAAUUAGGACCUCAAAGUAUGGUGGCUACAUUAACUUCAAGUGCUAACAGCAAUUAUGUUAUUGACCCAUUGAAGCCGUAUGCAGAACUAUGGAUAGGGACACAUCCCAAUGGACCAUCACUUAUAAUUGAUAGAGGAAUAUUGUUAUCAGAGUACAUAAAAGAUAACCUGGAUGCUAUCGGUCCCGUUGUUAGAAAUAAAUUUGGAGUGGCUGUGCCUUUCAUUCUUAAAAUAUUAUCAAUAAGAAAAGCAUUGUCUUUACAAGCUCAUCCCAACAAGGAUCAUGCUGAAGAACUUCAUAAGAGUUUCCCUGAAAUGUAUAAAGACCCUAACCACAAACCAGAGCUCGCGAUAGCACUGACACCUUUUGAAGCUCUUUGUGGCUUCAGAUCACUUGCUGACAUCAAAAUGUAUUUGGAAAGGAUUCCUGAACUCGCAAUGAUACUUUCAGCAGACAGUAUUGCAAACCUUAUGGCAAAUAGUAAUGAAGAAGCCCUGAAAGCUGUUUUUGAGUCACUAAUGACCACUAGUUCAGAGAAAGUAGCAGAUAGUCUAGAUAAAUUCCUGUCUAGGAUGAAAAGAGAAGAUGCAAGCACAAAAGAAUCCCUCAUGAUUAGCCUUAUUCAGAGGUUGCACAAAGACUACCCCGGUGAUGUGGGCUGUUGGGCUCCUUACUUCAUGAACUACAUGAUAUUAUCACCCGGACAAGCUAUAUUUCUAAAACCUAACUUACCCCAUGCCUAUCUCAGUGGAGAUUGCGUAGAAUGUAUGGCAUGUUCUGACAACAUAGUUCGCGCGGGUUUAACUCCGAAACACAUUGAUGUGGCAACUCUAGUGCAUAUGUUGGACUACACGAGUUACUCGCAUGACCAGUUGCUGUUCCAGCCCCAGCUGGAAGAUCCUAAUAGCUGUAUCUGGCGUCCGCCCGUGCCAGACUUUGCUGUAGUCAAAAUUAAGGUUUUGGGCGACGAGGAGCCGUAUAACACAAUAAUCCGGGCCAGUCCUAGUCUAAUUAUCGUGACGUCAGGUUCGGGCCAGGUGUGUGAUACGGAACCAUUGGUGGCCCGGCCCGGACUCGUGUUAUUCCUGAAGGCGAGCCGACAGCUCACGAUCACGCCUUCGCCCGGGGAACAUAUAGAAGCAUAUCAGGCUAUAUGCAACCUGUGACAUUACAGAUGAUUUAUGUUUUAAUCAUUCGUUAGUAUCUAUAGUCGAGUGAAAGUAGUAGCGUAUUCUACUCCGUUUGAAAUAAUACUUCUAUUUGUUUA
Messenger RNA from Diatraea saccharalis (sugarcane borer), 1389 nucleotides. NCBI's taxonomy places the organism in Eukaryota, Metazoa, Arthropoda, Insecta, Lepidoptera, Crambidae. The record is from the annotation of a GenBank genome assembly.